AUGGCACCAGAACUUGCAAUGGAUUCAACACCACUACUAUGCAACCUUCACUUUGUGUUCAUCCCCUUAAUGGCACCAGGUCACAUUCUUCCUAUGGUGGACAUGGCCAAGUUGUUGGCAAGGCGUAAUGUGAAGGUGACCAUAGUCACUACACCCCUUAAUGCUAUCAAAUUCAGAGCCAGCAUUGAUAGAGAGAUUCAAUCUGGUUCACCCAUCCAAAUUCUACUUGUUAGAUUUCCAAAUGUUGAGGCUGGAAUACCAGAUGGAUGUGAAAGCUUAGAAACUCUGCCUUCAAUGGAUCUUAAGGAGAACUUCUUCAUUGCUUUAGCUAUGUUGGAGCAGCCACUAGAAGAGCUUUUGGAAAAGCUAAAACCUUUUCCAAGUUGCAUAAUAUAUGAUAAGCAUAUUCCAUGUGUAGCUGAUAUUGCCAUCAAGUUCAAAGUCCCAAGAAUAAUAUUUGAUGGUACUAAUUGUUUCAAUCUCUUGUGCAAUCAUAACUUGCAUGCUUCUAAGGUCUAUGAGAAUGUUUCUGAUUCAGAUCAAUUUGUUAUCCCUGGAUUACCAGAUAGAAUUGAAAUGAGAAAAUCUCAGUUGCCCGUGAUAUUCAAUCCUGGCACAAACCAGAAUUUGAAUGCUAUACGUGAGAAAAUAGCGGUAUCUGAAGCAGAUUCAUAUGGGAUAGUGGUGAAUAGUUUUGAAGAGUUGGAAGCAGAAUAUGUUAAAGAGUAUCAAAGGGUUACAGGAUAUAAGGUAUGGUGUGUUGGCCCUGUAUCACUAUCAAACAAGGAUGAAUUGGACAAAGCUCAAAGAGGUAGCAAAAGCUCAAUUGAUGAAAGCCACUAUGUGAAGUGGCUUGAUUCAUGGCCUUCAAGCUCGGUUAUUUAUGUGUGUCUUGGUAGCCUUAACCGUGUAACAUCUGAGCAAUUGAUAGAACUUGGUUUAGGAUUGGAAGCAACUAAAAGACCAUUCAUUUGGGUGCUAAGAGGAGCAUAUAGGAGAGAUGAAAUGGAAAAGUGGUUGUUAGAAUAUGGAUAUGAAGAGAGGGUCAAAGGCAGAGGAAUUUUGAUCUGGGGUUGGGCACCACAAGUGUUGAUAUUGUCACAUAGAGCUAUAGGAGCUUUUUUGACACAUUGUGGUUGGAAUUCAACACUGGAAGCAAUUUGUGCUGGUGUGCCAGUGAUAACAUUUCCUAUGUUUGCUGAUCAGUUUUACAAUGAGAAGUUUGUUGUACAAGUUAUUGAGAUUGGCGUGAGUGUGGGAGCUCAAACUGCUGUGCAUUUUGGAGAUGAAGAGAAGUUUAAUGAAGGUGUUCAAGUGAAUAGGGACAAUGUCAAAGAGGCUAUAGAGAAGGUUAUGGGUGAAGGUGAAGACAAAGGAAAGAGAAGAGAAAGAGCUAAAAAGUUUGCAGACAUGGCAAAGAAAGCAAUAGAAGAAGGUGGAUCUUCUUACCGCAACAUGUCUCUGCUAAUUGAAGAUAUCAUCCAUGUCACAUUGCUACAUUAUAGCUAA
Molecule: messenger RNA, 1509 nt
Organism: Gastrolobium bilobum
Lineage: Eukaryota; Viridiplantae; Streptophyta; Magnoliopsida; Fabales; Fabaceae
Product: UDP-glycosyltransferase 73C4-like
Exons: 1
Coding region: 1-1509 (502 amino acids)
Molecular function (GO): UDP-glycosyltransferase activity
Source: RefSeq, a predicted model, not a curated record